CAAUGGGUUGCUCGCUGCUCACUUACAGGAGAGAACAUGUUCCCCAAAUUUGAUGGGGGAAGGUCGCCAGCGGGACUCGCAAAAUCUGCCGCCUUCUUAUAUUAAACGCCACUACGUAAUUGAACCUGCCCUCAAACCCACCUCACUCGCCCGGGACUCGUCUUUUUACUUGAUACUCGGUCAUCUCCUUCUUCACAACAUGGCCUCCAUGAGGACAGCGGGGACGACCUCAACAUGACAUCCUCUGUGGCUGGUCCAUCUAGGCCUGGAGUGACAGGAAGCACAGCUGGCAGUGCUGGCGCUGUGGGAGUGUCGAAUGGGUCUUAUGAAGGAGGCGUGGUCGCACCUCGACGUCGAGCUUUUGGCGCUCAAGCUCAAGCCAGAGGGCACGUCGUAUCACCUACAAACUCUACAUUGACCUUGUCUUCUGCUUCCACUGUCCCUGUACCACCAGUACCCCCUCCAAAGCCUAAUAAUGGUCGACCUUCAUCUCAAAGCUCAUCCGCAUCGUCCAUCCGAUCUCCUACUCCGGCAGCGGCAGCGGCAGUAGGAGGAGUAGGAAGCGGUGGUCUUCAAAUACCUUCUACGUCCUCUGCCUCUGCGCUGCCUUCCUCACCGCCAGAUCAAUACGAUGUCACGGGGAUGAGUCCUUUUGGAGCAGGCUCAAGCCAUCGACGUUCCGCUAGUUUCACAGUCGAUGGCGUGAACAAGGCUCAAGCUUGGUUAUCCACCUGGGCGCCAAGGGGUGAAGGCAGAGGAAGAGCCUUUGUCAACAGUACCUUGAAUGGAGUGGCGGGUGUCGCGAGUCAAGUAGGACAAGAACUUCAUGGAGCCUUUGGCAACUUUCAUGUGGGAAGUCCUAGCGCGUCAGCAGGAGGGUCUACCGCUCCUCCUGGUCAACUUCCAGGUCAACAGCGUGGACCGAGUCCAAGUUCUAGUGCUUCCCCUCCGCCUUUACUCCAGACCUCCUCGUCGGAUCUUGGGACCUCACCUUCUGACCCAAUGGUAGCUCGAUCUCCUCCUGGUCCUACGCAUACUUCCUCUACACCCACUAUUCCAACUACCAAAAGGGUUUUACAGCCCGCCAAUAUGUCCCGUCUAGGUACUUCUUCACCUGCUUCACCUCCACCUCCGGGAUCCAAUGGAUAUAUCUUGAGACCAUCCAUGUCAAAUCCCUCUUCAUCUUCGACACUCCCAUCUAUCAACCAUCCCCAACCGUCCCUCGCUGUCCAUGGACGUUCUCACCUCAAUCCAAAUCCUCAGAUCAGGGCGAACUCAUCCGGGAGCAAUCUCUUACAUGGCAGGACAUCAAGUUUCGGAGCACACAGUCCUGGCAGUCCUAGUGCUGUCUAUGGAGCGGGUUCAGGUGGUCUCACAAGGUCCGAUUCCCAGAUUACAGGCGGAUUAUCCAUGACUGGAAAGGGGGUCGGAAUGCCUUAUAAGAUUGGAUUUCAGCCGGCAGGAGUAAGAUAUGACAGGACCGAAGAGUAUUUCACGGAACGCAAGACUCUAUGUGAAGAGAGAGAGAAGGAUGAAGGCAGGUUAGGUCGGCGAUGGGUCAAGCUUGUCGAUUUACAUUUCAAUCCGACCACUGCUCCCCCGGAGAUGGCUCCGGGGACUGCUCCGACGCUGCCGCGGUCCGGGUCAUCCACGUUCUCCUUGUCUUCAGUAUCCGACAAGAGGCGCUCUUUGAUGUCUAUCGAUGGAGCUCUGGACGCGCUGAGAGGUCCCAAAGAGGUUUGGAAGGGCGUCAAGAACAAUCUCGAUCCGAGGGGUGGUCCCGCAGCGGAAGAUAUCCGCAAGCGAGCCGCCGAGCAGACUAUUGUCAAGUGGCAGGACGAUGCAGAGGCUAAGAAAUGCUUCAUUUGCCUGUCGUCAUUCUCUCUGUCUAAUCGCAAGCAUCAUUGUCGACUGUGUGGCCGUGUCGUUUGUUCCCUUCAACCGACUCCGCCCGCCCUUUUAGCAGUCCAGUCCCAACUAUCUGGUCAGCCAGCUACGCUCACGUCGCCCAUUCCAUCAUUACCACCCGGCAUGCGGAAGGAGAAGUGUUCCUUAUUAUUAGUCGCCGACUGGAAGACUGGUCGGGGUGAAGAGGUGGAUGAGGGCUUUGUAGGGUGGAUGAAGAUCAAGGACAAGGAAUCGAGUCAGAACGGGAGUCCAGUAUCUGAGAGGCGAGGCAGCAUCAACUCCAUUCGCACCGCGUCUUCAAGUUCGACAUCACCGAGAAAAUUCAAUGGAAACGGUGGACCUGUCCCGCAACAGCCAAAAGAAGUACAGAUAAAGGGUGUGAGAGUCUGCCGAGAGUGCUGGGGCACCGUCUCGCGCAAGCAACGUAUAGCCGAUCGUGAACGCGUUUCUGGAUUUUCCCGAGUCUACAAAGCCCUGAGGAGCUUGCAAUCGGACAUUGAGGAUCUCAUUCCAGAUUUUGAGGAGCACAUGGGGAUUUUGUCUUCUGGAGACGAGUCUGCAGAGCCGGGCAAACAAGUGAUCAAACUUCACAAGCAGCUUCUCGACCUCCUGGCUCAGUACGAACACUUGUCCAAGCGACUGUCUGGUGCUCCAAGUGAAGAAGGUUCCUCACAGUCAACUGUUCAGUCAGCGAUCGCGAGGAGUUCGGCAACUUUUCUGGCUAUGCAAAUGGUAAAACUGCAGGCCUUGCCACGAUAUCAAAAGCGGAUCGCGGAGCGAAAACGACAAGACCUCAAUGCUGCAAUUGUACAGACUACUUUGACAGACUUGAACGGGAAUGGGCAGCCGAACGGGGUCAAUGAUCCCGCUCUGAUGCUUCAACCACUGUUGGAGCAAGAAGCUCAACUAGAGGUCAUGAUUGCCGAUGCUCAUGCUCAACGCAAGUAUGAAGAUGGAAAAGCGCUGUCUCAGGCCUUGACAGAUAUCAAAGCGGAAAUCACGAGGAUAACCCUCAGCGCCAUAUAGUGUGUGUGUGUUUGAACGGAAUCGAAGAUCCAAUCUUUGGGCUUUAUAGGUUAGGUUGUAUUGUAUUGAGUCAUUGAUCAAGAAUGUAAUGGUUCUGCUUUGGUGAUGAAAAC
Messenger RNA from Kockovaella imperatae, 3047 nucleotides. RefSeq names its product FYVE zinc finger-domain-containing protein. The transcript has 8 exons. The coding region runs from base 235 to 2934 and encodes 899 amino acids. NCBI's taxonomy places the organism in Eukaryota, Fungi, Basidiomycota, Tremellomycetes, Tremellales, Cuniculitremaceae. Gene Ontology annotation, molecular function: metal ion binding. The record is from RefSeq and is a predicted model, not a curated record.